AUGUCGAACGAUAGCUCAGAGCCAACUAUUGUCCAGCAGGAUGAUGAGCCACAGACCAAGCCCGAGAGGUCCACGACAGCAACCGACGAGAGCACUUCUUACCCCAAUUCCGACACGAUCAAAAUCCCCGGCGACAUGGCCGAGCUCUGGCUGAAAGCCUCAACCCCGAAUACAAAAGAUCCGGUCGUGGAUGGUGGGAUUAUUGCAGUAAGGCGUUUGGCUGGCGGCGAUGGUCACGUAAACUUCAACUACCUGUUGGGAACCGAGCCACCGACCUGGUAUUGGCCAAAGCGUGUCAGCGUGCAGGCAAGAGAGGACUGGAGAGCGCUCCACACCGUAGGGUCAGUGAAACUCCUAAACCUUGUGAUCAAGAGCCGCUUGGAUAUAUUCGACGCGUUUCUGGUUGUGGACGGUAAUCCACAGGUGGAUCCGCUUCAUGCUGUUGGUCAAACGUGGCCGAAGGAACAGGUAGGGAAGACUCGAAGCUUCACAUCUCUUCGCCGAAAAGACAAGACAACGACCGAAGAAGCUGAAAGUGCUGCCGGAAGUGAGACCGUCAAAACGACAAAAGGCAAAGCUGCAAGCACCAGCGCGGUCCCAAAAGCGAAACCAAACUCUUCCAUCGGCCCGCACAGGGAGUCUGGCACGAUAUCUGCGAAACAGAUGCUUGAAGCUAUCUUGGUCCGAGCAGCCAAGCGUCCCAGCUGGUGGUCGGCCAAGAAUCUGAGAGAUUACAGCUUCUAUGAGGAAGAGCACUACGAUAUGGCUCGGGCAGUGGGCCUAGAAACACCUUUCAAGGUGCAUGACCGAGUCGGGUUUCCCACGGAAUGGGAGAUGGAAUACAUUGGUAUCUUACUGCGCUUUGUGGGAGAGAUUGAUCCAUCAUCUCCUGUCUCGAGACCAAGAAGCAAUGAUGAGCCCUGGGAGAGGGCGUUCCUGCCAUCGAAAGCACAUGAGCAACGACCUCCAGUAAACCCAACAAAAACAUUCAAGGUUCUGUGGAAACAACUUGAGAAAAUGAGCGUCGAAGAUUUGCUCGAUACUCCUCAGGAAGACCGGGAAGAUAUCGUUUCACUGAUAGUGUACGAGGCACCACAUACACUGCACGACGAGAGUUGGGUCUUGCUUCUUGUGCUCACUCUUGUGACAAAAGAGCACAUCAUGCGCUGUCUCCAAUUAUCCAGUAUUACAGUUGGACGCGAAUGGUAUGACCGCUCUUGUGGGAAGCUCCUCCUUCAGCUUAAGGAAUCUUGGGUAAAGGACAUACCGCACCUGGAAAGUGUCGAUGUGCAUGCGAUGUGGCAAGCUUUGAAGCAGGACAUCCAAGAAGACGACGUGGAUCCUGAUGAUUUGUACGAGGAAGACAACUCUGGCGCAGAGAUGGAGCAGAUUUAG
Molecule: messenger RNA, 1395 nt
Organism: Alternaria arbusti
Lineage: Eukaryota; Fungi; Ascomycota; Dothideomycetes; Pleosporales; Pleosporaceae
Exons: 1
Coding region: 1-1395 (464 amino acids)
Source: RefSeq, a predicted model, not a curated record